Messenger RNA from Passer montanus (Eurasian tree sparrow), 2707 nucleotides. RefSeq names its product cholinergic receptor nicotinic alpha 4 subunit (gene CHRNA4). The record is from RefSeq and is a predicted model, not a curated record. Gene Ontology annotation, cellular component: neuron projection; synapse; postsynaptic membrane. Lineage: Eukaryota; Metazoa; Chordata; Aves; Passeriformes; Passeridae. The coding region runs from base 412 to 2286 and encodes 624 amino acids. Gene Ontology annotation, molecular function: acetylcholine-gated monoatomic cation-selective channel activity; transmembrane signaling receptor activity. The transcript is spliced from 6 exons. Gene Ontology annotation, biological process: chemical synaptic transmission; monoatomic ion transmembrane transport; nervous system process.
UGGCCCGCCAGCAGCACAGCCCGAGCACGGGCUGGGGAAAGGCUGAAAGCAGCAGCAGCGAAUCCAGCAGGCAAGAGCCCCGUAGGAAAGGGGAGAGGAGCAGCAGGAGAGCCCAGCGAGGUGGGGCACCCCGGGCUCUCACAGGAGCGCUCUGCAGCCCUGGCACAUCGCUAGGAGUGGACGAGAGCGGCGUCCCAGCACGGAGCAUCCUUCGAGGAGGAAGAGCUGGAGAGCACUCACAAGAGAUAAGGGAAAAAAAACCACCCAAAAACAACAAAGCACCAGCUGCUACCCCUUCCAGAGGAAAAGAGAGUGAAGGGAGUUUAGGGGAAUGAACCUGGAGGGUCCAGAGACUCAGAGCGGAAAAGUUGCCCUGCCGGGAGACUCUGCACACUGAAGCUCUGCUCCGCGAUGGGAUUUCUGGUGCCUAAGCGAAACCUCCUUCUGCUGCUGUGUGCCAGCAUUUUCCCCGCCUUUGGCCACGUGGAGACCCGAGCCCACGCAGAGGAGAGGCUGCUGAAGAAACUCUUCUCUGGUUAUAACAAGUGGUCCCGUCCCGUGGCCAACAUCUCGGACGUGGUCCUGGUCCGCUUCGGGCUGUCCAUCGCCCAGCUCAUCGAUGUCGAUGAGAAAAAUCAAAUGAUGACCACGAAUGUGUGGGUGAAGCAGGAGUGGCACGACUACAAGCUGCGCUGGGACCCCCAGGAAUAUGAAAAUGUCACCUCCAUCCGAAUCCCCUCGGAGCUCAUCUGGAGGCCAGACAUUGUCCUUUACAACAAUGCUGAUGGUGACUUUGCAGUCACCCACCUGACCAAGGCUCACCUCUUCUAUGACGGGAGAAUUAAAUGGAUGCCCCCUGCUAUCUAUAAAAGCUCCUGCAGCAUCGAUGUCACCUUCUUCCCCUUUGACCAGCAAAACUGCACGAUGAAGUUUGGCUCCUGGACCUACGACAAAGCCAAGAUAGACUUGGUGAGCAUGCACAGCCAUGUGGACCAGCUGGACUACUGGGAGAGUGGGGAGUGGGUCAUCAUCAACGCUGUGGGCAAUUACAACAGCAAGAAAUACGAGUGCUGCACAGAGAUCUACCCCGAUAUAACUUAUUCCUUCAUUAUCCGGAGGCUGCCGCUGUUCUACACCAUCAACCUGAUCAUCCCCUGCCUGCUGAUCUCCUGCCUCACUGUCCUGGUCUUUUACCUGCCCUCUGAGUGUGGAGAGAAGAUAACCCUGUGCAUCUCCGUGCUGCUGUCCCUCACUGUGUUCCUGCUGCUCAUCACGGAGAUCAUCCCCUCCACCUCCUUGGUCAUCCCUCUGAUUGGGGAGUACCUCCUCUUCACCAUGAUAUUCGUUACCUUGUCUAUCAUCAUCACUGUCUUCGUGCUCAACGUGCACCACCGCUCCCCCCGCACCCACACCAUGCCAGACUGGGUGAGGAGGGUCUUCCUUGACGUGGUCCCACGGAUCCUUUUCAUGAAACGUCCCUCCACGGUGAAGGACAAUUGCAAGAAGCUCAUUGAGUCCAUGCACAAAAUAACCAACGCGCCGAGGCUUUGGUCCGAGAUGGACGUGGAACCCAACUUCACUACCUCAUCCUCCCCCAGCCCCCAGAGCAAUGAGCCAUCACCCACCUCCUCCUUCUGUGCCCACCUGGAGGAGCCAGCCAAGCCUCAGCCCAUCUGCAAGUCCCCUUCUGGGCAGUACUCCGUGCUGCACCCAGAGCCCAUACAGGUGACCUGCUCCUCUCCACAGCCCUCCUGCCACCACCUGAGCGACACCCAGGCCACCUCUGUCUUGAAAGGCAGGUCACUGAGUGUCCAGCAGAUGUACAGCCCCAACAAGGCAGAGGAGGGGACAAUCCGCUGCAGGUCCCGGAGCAUCCAGUACUGCUACCUGCAAGAGGACUCUUCCCAGACCAAUGGCCACUCCAGUGGCUCCCCAGCGUCCCAGCGGUGCCACCUCAACGGGGAGCAGCCCCAGCACAAGCCCCGUCAGUGCAAGUGCAAGUGCAAAAAGGGCGAGGUGGCCGGCACAGCAGCCCAGGGGAGCAAGAGCCACGGCGCCAAAGAGCAGCACCUGGUGCUGAUGUCCCCAGCCCUGAAGCUGGCAGUGGAAGGGGUUCACUACAUCGCAGACCACCUGCGGGCGGAGGACGCGGAUUUCUCGGUGAAGGAAGACUGGAAGUAUGUUGCAAUGGUCAUCGACAGGAUCUUCCUCUGGAUGUUCAUCAUUGUGUGUUUGCUGGGAACUGUUGGGCUCUUUCUCCCACCCUGGCUGGCAGGAAUGAUCUAAAUAUAGCACCAAAGGGAAGAAAUUAUUGUCCCACUAUCCCACUCUAUGGAUUUUAGUUCACCUGGAAGGAGAGAACACUUGAGCUGCUCCCGAGCUCUCGGGGAAUCCUUGCCGAGGUCACAUUGUUUUGCCAAGCCAUUUUCAUCUCCUCCAUCUAAUUUAGGGGAAAAGUUCUUAUCAAAGUCUGUACAUAGCAUGGUGGCAUUCAUUGGCAUAUACUCAGCAGUGUAAGAACACGAGCUUGUCCCUAAAGCAGCACAGGAAGGGGCUCUGCAUCCACAAACCAGCCCCUGGCAGUAGCUCCAGUCACCCUCAGCAGUCUCACUGUGCCCUGCCCAGUGACUUUGCCCUGUCAGGCUGAAGUCUUUCAGGACGGUGUCCCUGUAUGAGUCAUUUUAUAAAUAAAGUUCCAGAUUUGGGA